Messenger RNA from Tarenaya hassleriana, 974 nucleotides. RefSeq names its product methyl-CpG-binding domain-containing protein 7. The transcript is spliced from 6 exons. Bases 79 to 873 code for a protein of 264 amino acids. Lineage: Eukaryota; Viridiplantae; Streptophyta; Magnoliopsida; Brassicales; Cleomaceae. Gene Ontology annotation, molecular function: DNA binding. The record is from RefSeq and is a predicted model, not a curated record.
AUCAACCAACCUCACUCGGGUUAACCCGGAACCCUCUCCGACCCGACCCAUUGUCUGCUCGAGCGACGGCGAAGAACGAUGAACACGAGAUCCUCAUCGUCAUUGUCGCCGCCGCUGCUCCGGGAGGAAGGAGGAGAGCUGCAGACGGUGGACCACGCUUUGCUCCGCCGUCACAUUCCGCCGGGAUGGUCCGUCAUCAAGAGGCGGCGGUCUUCGGCGGAGGCGGAUGACGGAUACGGUCGCGUCGAUACGUACUACGUCGAACCAGAAACCGGCCGACACUUUCCGUCUCUAGCAUCUGUUCACAGACACUUGAAUGGAGAGCAGAGUCUAUGUCUGGCACUCACCGCCCGCAAACACUCGGAUGGACCACGCCUCUACGAGAAACUUACGUUCAAAGAAUUGACCGUUUCCAAACAGAUGCACCGCACUGUUGAGUAUGCCUCCCCGGAUUUCAGUUUACCCGAUGGAUGGCUCAUCAAAGCGAUUCCGAGGAGAAACUCCACUAUCGUUGACAAGUAUUACAUUGAACCGGAAACGGGUACCCGCUUUCGAUCCCUUAUUUCAGUUGAGAGAUACUUGAAAUCGAUGGGAAAUAGCUCGGAUGAACCACAGUUAACGACCGUUACUGACGCGGGAAACCAACUGCAGGUUGUCCCAUUUGGAGAUCAUUCUCCGCUUGUGAUGAACCGGAAUGAUACCGACCUGCGAGACAACGUUACCCAUCAAAACCGGCCCGAGAAAGUGAAGUGGGUACUGACUGGUCCCGGUGGGAAUAUGUUUAGACCGUACAUAAACGGUUCGGCGGUCUCCGGUUCAGUUAGGGAUCAAUGGUCCGAGGCGUUCGUCUCGCUCAUUCAGGACCGGUCUUAACCACACCCAACCCAAGGUUCCUUUUGUUUGGGAUUCGACCGUGUAUCCGGUUUUGUGUCAACAAGUUUGGCCGGUUUUCAAUCCGGUUAUUGGAUGCUUUA